Molecule: messenger RNA, 1951 nt
Organism: Haliotis rubra (blacklip abalone)
Lineage: Eukaryota; Metazoa; Mollusca; Gastropoda; Lepetellida; Haliotidae
Product: organic cation transporter protein-like
Exons: 10
Coding region: 170-1951 (593 amino acids)
Biological process (GO): transmembrane transport
Molecular function (GO): transmembrane transporter activity
Source: RefSeq, a predicted model, not a curated record
CCUACACACAGGCUAAUGAUUUUUAUAAGGACACAUCGCUCGAUGACAACAACGGGAGUUGGUUUGUCGUCGACACACAAAGCGUGCAUCCUCAUGUUUAAGUCUGAAAACCUGAUUGUAUACGUUAAGUUUUCAGAAUAGCUGUUCGCAAGCCAUCGGAUUCAGAAUUAUGAAAUUUGACGAACUCCUGGAGGAAAUCGGGGAAUUUGGUCCCUACCAAAAGCGGAUAUACUUCCUGGUGUGCUUAACUGCCAUAGUUGGGGCUUACCAAUCAAUGUCACCUGUCUUUCUCUUGGAGAUAACUAAUUACAGAUGUAAAAUUCCAUUUCUUGAGAAUGACACCUAUGCUGUUCAGGAUGACCAUCACAAGCAGCUCAUUGAAAUGUUUAUCCCCAAAUUGGCGGACGCCUACUCCAAGUGUACUCUGUACGACGUCCACAACAACAGUUCUCGUGCUGAUGGUAACAAUUCCCAACGCACCUGUGAUGCCUGGGUGUACGACAAAUCAGUCAUACAAUCCUCGGGUCCUGCAGAUUUCAACAUGUUCUGCGACAAUGAGAUUCUACGUUCCCACAGCAACAUGAUCGACUUCGCAGGGGCUCUGAUUGGUGCUCUUGUUUGUGGACCCUUGGGGGACAGGUUCGGAAGAAAGAAAGUGUUGAUUGGCACUGUCGUAAUGAACUCUUUACUCAACGUUGCCAUUGCCUUGAGCACAGACUUUGCAGUAUUUGCUGUGUUCAACUUCAUGAUUGGAUUCACUGGCAUGGCAAUGUUUAUGCUGACAUUUGUCCUAGCAAUGGAAUUCGUUGGACCAUGUAAGAGGACAUUUGCCGGGGUAGUGAUCGAAUACUUCUGGACGGCUGGGUUGUUCCUACUUACAGGGCUGGCAUAUCUCAUCCGGCAGUGGCGACAUCUUCGAUUGGCUUUGGGCAUACCUCAAAUCCUGUUUGUGACAUAUUGGUGUUCCAGGAGGUCGAGGAAAGGAGUUGUCAGAUUCUUCUUCCACUGUGAACUGCAUACGGGGAUGUUGGGAAUUGAGGUGGUCGAGGAGGUGUUCAGGGUUGUCGUUGGGGUUGAGAACUACAAAGGUGUCGUCUACUUUUCUGUACCAGCAUAUUGGAGCGAUGGGGGAUGUCAGCAGGGCCUUAUCUUCAAGUUCCGUCAUGCAUACCUCAGUGAUGAUAGGGGAGAGAGAACCCACCCAUGGAAUUCGGCAGUGUCGGCGACGAAGGGCGAGGCUGAUUUACGGGCAAUGAGCGAGGAGUCGGGCAAUGUGCUGAGCGGUGUUGUAGUGGACGGUGUUUCUGGAGUCGACUACACCGAAACGUUUGCCAUCAACAUCGUCUACUACGGACUAAGCCUGAAUGUGGGCAACCUGAGCGGUGAUAUCUAUCUCAACUUCUUCAUAUCCAGCCUGAUGGAACUUCUUGGAUAUAUAGUGUGCCAUGUUCUAAUGAAUAGAGUUGGCAGGAAGACAGUGCUGUGUUCCUCCAUGGUCCUCGGGGGUUUAACGUGCAUAUCUUCUUUGUUCCCGCUGAUUCAUGGCAACUCUUCUACAGGAUGGAUUCUGAGAGCAAUCACCAUGGCUGGUAAACUUGGAGCCACUACAUCGUUUGCUGUCAUCUACAUCUUCUCUGCGGAGUUGUUUCCUACGACGUUGCGACAGUCCGCUAUGGGGUCUUGUUCCUUGUUUGAAGGGGUGGCUGGCAUGAUUGCACCAUAUAUUGCUGACCUGGGUAUCCUCACCAAAGGACCUCUACAAGAAGUUUUGCCGCUUAUGGUGUUCGGUUCCCUCUCAAUAGCGGCCGGAAUGAUGGCUAUCUUGUUACCGGAAACACGUGACGAACAGCUACCAGAAACAUUAGUUGAUGCCAUCUUGUUUGGUCAACCUUCUCCACGUCAAGAUCAAUACUCUGAUGAGGUGCAAGUGAAUCAAGCAAGUUAUUUCUGA